AUGUCCUGCCAGCAGAACCAGCAACAGUGCCAGCCCCCUCCCAAGUGCACCCCCAAGUGCCCUCCCAAGUGCCAGACCCCAAAGUGUCCUCCCAAAUGCCCCCCUAAGUGUCCUCCCAAGUGCCCCCCUGUGUCUUCCUGCUGUAGCCUGGGUUCUGGGGGCUGCUGUGGCUCCAGCUCUGGNGGCUGCUGCAGCUCUGGUGGCUGCUGUAGUUCUGGUGGUGGAGGCUGCUGCCUGAGCCACCACAGACCCCGCNGGCUGCUGCCUGAGCCACCACAGACCCCGCAGAUCUCUUCGUCGCCAUCGCCACAGCUCUGGAUGCUGUAG
Molecule: messenger RNA, 327 nt
Organism: Mus pahari (shrew mouse)
Lineage: Eukaryota; Metazoa; Chordata; Mammalia; Rodentia; Muridae
Product: late cornified envelope protein 1F-like
Exons: 1
Coding region: 1-327 (108 amino acids)
Biological process (GO): epidermis development
Source: RefSeq, a predicted model, not a curated record